This is a messenger RNA of Manduca sexta (tobacco hornworm), 2123 nucleotides long. RefSeq names its product lipase 3-like. The record is from RefSeq and is a predicted model, not a curated record. Bases 78 to 1499 code for a protein of 473 amino acids. The transcript has a single exon. NCBI's taxonomy places the organism in Eukaryota, Metazoa, Arthropoda, Insecta, Lepidoptera, Sphingidae. Gene Ontology annotation, biological process: lipid metabolic process.
AGGCUAUUACGUCGUCUCACGUCUUUCUGUAUUUUAAUUUAGAUCUAAUCGCACAUUAGCGCUACACAAGUCAAGAAAUGUUACAAGGCGUCGCUUUCUUGCUUCUUUUGCUCAUCCAGUGUCAUUUAAGUGAUCAAGAUCUUGAAUGUCUUCCUAAGACACUUAGGAGUGUCGGACUUGACUUCAUGAAGUCAUUCGAGGCGUUCAAAGAAAAGGUUCAAAGUUUCUUUCAUAUAUCAUUUGACAAAAUAGAAAAGCGAAGAUUAAAAAUUAAAAACGCAUUUUACAAUUUUCUCGACGAAUCGUUUGGAGAACUUGAUAGCGAUAAAAGGAAUUUGUUGGCGCUCUCGGAAGGCAGUCGCGAGGAAGGAAUGCCCGCCCCGCAUAUGAUAACUGCACACGGAUAUAGGGUGCAGUCCUAUACAAUACUCACUCAGGAUGGAUUUUUAUUAACACUGCACAGAGUUAUGGCUGGCGACAUAGAAGCUAGAUCAAGAAACAAAAUAGCCCUCCUUCAUCACGGAUUAUUCGGAAGUUCAGAUGAUUGGCUUAUCCUUGGGAAAGGUAGAGCUUUACCAUACCUAUUGUCAGCAGCUGGAUACGACGUUUGGCUGGCCAACGCUCGAGGAAACAAAUAUUCAAGGGCUCACAUUAAUAGGACAGUUGACGAAGUUGGAUUCUGGAAUUUUUCCUGGCACGAAAUCGGAUUGUAUGAUUUAUCGGCAGUGAUUGAUUAUGUUGUGGGAGUCAGCAGUAAAAACACGGAAAUACAUUUUAUCGGACAUGCCCUCGGGGCGACGUCGCUUCUAGUACUGCUGUCGGUUGCUCCUAAAUAUAACGACAUUUUGAAAUCGGCUACCUUUCUAGCGCCACUGGUUUACAUGUAUCACGUGGAAGGUCCAUUAAAGAUAUUAGCUGAUAGUUAUGAAUAUCGUUCCACGGAUAAUAUUUACAGACCCACUUUACUACGCUCAGAGAUAUUUUCACCGAAAGUGAUUGAAAGGUUUUGUAGAGGAGAAGUGAGGUUAUGUCUCAACCCUUUUCUACUAUUGGCUAAUGGAGGCCAGGACUUCGCAAAUUCUUACAUAACGGAAGCCGUUUUAAGCCAUGUGCCAGCAGGGAGUUCCAAGAAGAUGCUAAUUCACUACCUGCAGUUGAUAAAAAGUGGGGAAUUUCAAAUGUUUGAUUAUGGUUAUAUAAAAAAUAUGGAGAAAUAUGGAGAAUCAACGCCAUCAUCGUACGACCUUAAUCAAGUGACGGUGCCAGUUAUCAUAUUUUCGUCAUCAAGUGACUGGUUGUCAACGGUUCCAGAUAUUGUAAACUUAUUGACAAAAAUUCAUAACGUUAUUGUGCAUCAUGUAGUUAAGAAGAGUGACUUCAGCCACACUGAUUUUCUUUGGUCUAACAAUGCGCCAGAAUUGGUCUACUAUUUGAUUCUGGAUAUCUUGCAGCAACGCUUAGAACAAAAGAAGGGGAAAGAAAGUGAUACUGGUGAAUAGGUUUGUUGAGUUAUAUUUUUGCAAGUUUUGUACAGGAUAUGGUUUUAAGUAUUAUUUAUAAGUUAAUAAUGGGAUUCAAAGUGAAAAAGUCAUCAAAUGAGAUUUAUUGUAUACAUUAUAGAGAUUUAAUGUAUACAUUAUAAUACGUAUUUUUUUUGUAAAGAUAUAUAUGUAAUUACUAUAUUUCCUUGUUCAUGUCACGAAACCUUUCGAAUUACGUAGGUAUACAUAAGCACGGUAUGGUAUAUAGAUACAAACUGUCAUAAACAUGUUCAACUAUUUCACUAAAAUAAAACAGUUGAAAAAAAGAAGACUACAAAAUACAUAUACAAUUUACAAUCAAUCAUAAACAUACAACAACCGCUAAAAACCUAUUUUUGGAUUUUCUGUAUGUAAAUUUAUCUCCUUUUCUAAUGGAUCAUUUGUGUAGUUCGUCGCAGAGGAUGCUCGUUGCCACACAUGCGGGCUUCGUUUACAUUGCAUUUCUAUCUACAAGCUCUGCAUACAAAAGGCAUGCUAUGCUGAAUUGGAAUUUGUGAUGCAAAAUGUGCAGAAUCAAAAUUAAAAUUGGAAUAACUUCAGACACAAACUUUAAAAAAUUCAAAUGUAAAUAAUACAAAGUGC